AUGGCGGCGCUCAAUGCAAGUAUACUCCUUUCCCAUUUGGAAGACUCAAAGGCGACUGUCACAGACCAGGAAAUCAAUGCCGUCAAUGCGGACUUUGCAGCUGCCCUAGGUCAGAAUGCACCUAACCCCUGGGGACGUGGACAUGUGGCCCUUUACUGCUGCUGUCUGGUCGUGUAUCUUUGUUCCACCAUGAAUGGCUACGACGGCUCUCUCAUGGGCAGUAUCAAUGCUCUACCCAACUAUCUCCACUACUACAACGUGUCGGAAAAUGAACAGGCAGGCACUGGGAUCGUCUUCGCAAUCUUCCAAGUCGGCCAAAUGACUGGAGCUCUGUUCGUUUGGUUGGCGGACUGGAAAGGAAGAAAGCUGCCAAUAUUCCUCGGCUGUGCAGGUGUGAUAGUCGGAACAAUCGUCACUGCCACAGCUAAGACAUUGGCGAUAUUCAUUGGUGGCCGCUUCUUGCUGUCAUUCUUCUCCACAUGGGCGACAACUGCAGCACCCAUGUAUAUCGUCGAAAUUGCUCCCCCUCUGUACCGUGGUACUGUAUCUGGUUUAUACAAUACUCUCUGGUAUAUGGGUUCGAUCAUCGCCACCUUUGCUGUCUACGGGACGCAUCUUCAUUUUACAUCCAACCUAGACUGGAGAUUGCCUCUAUGGCUUCAACUCCUCUGCCCAGGAAUCGUUUGCUUCGCAGUCUGGUUUCUUCCAGAAUCUCCUCGUUUCUUGGUUGCCACCGAUCGCCUUGAAGAAGCUCGAGAUUUCGUUGUGAAAUAUCAUGCAAAUGGAGAUGCUUCUCAUCCCAUCGUCAACCUUGAACUCAACGAAAUCCAACACAAUUUGCGCGAUGUUCCACUGGCAUCGUGGAGCAAUUUUUUUGACCUUCGAAUUCUGGUCAAGUCUCGCUCGAGACGAUAUCGAAGUAUGUUGAAUCUCGCGUGGAGUUGGUUUGGCCAGUUCUCCGGAAACAACGUCAUCUCUUACUAUCUGCCCCUUCUCCUUACCAACGUCGGGGUUACGGAUACCAACACCGUGCUCUUGCUCAACGCAGUUUAUGCAUUGACUGGUUGGAUUGCCGCCGCUGCUGGAGCUCGCUUCCACGACGUCUUCGGUCGCCGUAAAAUGAUGCUGGGCUCGACCUUUGGCAUGAUCAUCUGCCUAUCUAUUACCGCCGGGACUGCGGCUGGCUAUGUCAAUACCGGAUCGAAAAGCUCAUCUGACGCGAGCAUUGCCUUCAUCUAUAUCUUUGGUGUGGUCUUUGCGUUCGCGUACACCAGUAUGCAACCUAUCUACCCUGCUGAGGUCAUGUCGAACGAAAUGCGAGCCAAGGGAAUGUGGCUAUUCCAAUUCACGGCUGGUCUCGCUUCGUUUGUCAACACUUUUGCUGCGCCGGUUGCUCUGAAGAACAUCAAGUACUGGUUUUAUGUUUUUUUCGUGUUUUGGGAUUGCUUCGAGUUCCUCUUCAUAUAUUUCUUCUUUGUUGAGACCAAGGGCAGGACUCUCGAAGAACUGGACGAAGUAUUCGAAGCGAAGAACCCGAGGAAAGCAAGCACGAGGAAAGUUGUUUUAAGAAGGCAAGAGAUCGUGGACGUGGAGGGUUCACGUAAUAAGGUAACAGCGUUCAAGCAGAAGUCUCAGACAGAUGACCCCGAAGGCAGUGUGGAUGAGAUUGAAGAGUUGUAG
Molecule: messenger RNA, 1680 nt
Organism: Cladophialophora psammophila CBS 110553
Lineage: Eukaryota; Fungi; Ascomycota; Eurotiomycetes; Chaetothyriales; Herpotrichiellaceae
Exons: 8
Coding region: 1-1680 (559 amino acids)
Biological process (GO): transmembrane transport; carbohydrate transport
Cellular component (GO): membrane
Molecular function (GO): carbohydrate:proton symporter activity
Source: RefSeq, a predicted model, not a curated record